CAUCAACACACACAUCAUGUCUACUCUUUUCUCCAUCCACUCCCAUCUUCCCUCUAAUUACCAUUUUUCUUUCUCUUCUUCUCUGUUCUCUCAUCCAUUCUCCAAAUCCUCUUUAUGUUAUGUGUCAUUUAUGGCUAAAGACAAACAACACAAAAGAUGCAGAGCUAUGUCCAAAUCAAGAUCUCAGGAAUAUGAAGAAGUAUUUCAAACUAAUGUAGAAACAUUAAAGUUGAGUGAGAUUAAUGUGGAGGAUAUCAUAGUCAUGGAUGAUGAUGAGGAGCAAGAUAUUAGGAAGGUUGGUUUAGUGAACAAAAUAAAAACAAUAUUAAGUUCAUUGGAAGAUGGAGAGAUAACUAUAUCUGCGUAUGAUACUGCUUGGGUUGCUCUUGUUGAAGAUGUUGAUGCUAUUGGCACCCCUCAAUUUCCUUCUAGUUUAGAGUGGAUUGCAAAAAAUCAACUUCAAGAUGGUUCAUGGGGUGAUAGUCAACUGUUUUUGGCUCAUGAUCGAAUCAUUAACACGUUGGCUUGUGUUAUCGCGUUAAGAUCGUGGAAUAUGCACCCAGAAAAGUGCGACAAAGGAAUAAUAUUUUUUAAAGAGAAUCUCGGCAAGCUUGAGAAUGAUAAUGAGGAGCAUAUGACAAUUGGGUUUGAAGUUGCUUUCCCUUCACUUCUUGAAAGAGCAAGAGGAUUAAACAUUGAUGUGCCAAAUGAUUCUCCAAUAUUGAAAAACAUAUUUGCAAAAAGAGAUGAAAAACUCAAAAGAAUACCAAGAGAGAUAAUGCAUAAAGUGCCAACGACAUUGCUAUUUAGCUUGGAAGGCAUGUCAGGCUUGGAUUGGAAACAACUUCUAAAAUUGCAAUCACAAGAUGGAUCAUUCUUGUUUUCUCCAUCUUCCACAGCUUUUGCAUUAAUGCAAACUAAAGAUAGAAAUUGCCUCAAAUACUUGAAUAAUAUUGUCAAAAAGUUCAAUGGAGGAGCUCCAAAUGUGUAUCCUGUGGAUUUAUUUGAACAUGUUUGGGUUGUUGAUCGUCUUGAACGCCUUGGAAUAUCUCGAUAUUUUCAUCAUGAGAUCAAAGAUUUAAUGAAUUAUGUUUUCAGAUAUUGGACUGAAAAGGGAAUUUGUUGGGCAAAAAAUUCAAAUAUUCAAGAUCUUGAUGAUACAUCAAUGGCUUUCCGGUUACUUAGAUUACAUGGCCAUCCAGUUUCAGCAAAUGUAUUUAAGCACUUCGAGAGAAAUGGUGAAUUUUUCUGUUGUGCUGGUCAAUCCACACAAUCCGUGACAGUAAUGUAUAAUCUGUAUAGAGCCACUCAAGUUCUUUUUCCUGGAGAGGAAAUUCUUCAACACGCCAAACACUUCUCUACCAAAUUUUUGAAGGAAAAGAAAGAAACAAAUGAACUCAUAGAUAAAUGGAUCAUAAUGAAGAAUCUUCCUGCAGAGGUGGCUUAUGCAUUGGACAUUCCAUGGUAUGCAAACUUAGGUCGUGUGGAGGCAAGAUUCUAUAUUGAUCAAUAUGGUGCUGAGAGUGACGUAUGGAUUGGCAAAACUCUUUAUAGGAUGUCUUAUCUGAACAACAACAAUUAUCUCGAGUUUGCUAAAUUAGACUACAACAAUUGUCAAGCGCAACAUUUGACCGAGUGGAGUAUGAUUCAAAAAUGGUACUUAGAAUCUAGAUUGAGCGAAUUUGGAUUGAGCAAAAGGGAUCUUCUAUUGGCCUAUUUUUUGGCUGCAGGAAGCAUAUUUGAGCCUGAAAGAUCCCAUGAGAGACUUGCAUGGGCAAAAUCUGCAGCUUUGCUUGAGACAAUCACAUCUUAUAUUAAGGAUGGAGAUUUGAGGAAAGAUUUUGUGAAAAACUUCAAUGACUACAUCAACCGGCGAGACUAUCCUAUUGACGGGAGUUUGAGGAGGAACAAAACAAAAAAUGAACUUGUUGAGGUCCUAGUUGCAACCAUAGAUCAAAUAGCUAGGGAUAUAUGUUUGUCUUAUGGUCAUGAAAUUGGAUAUGAAAUGCAUCAAUGUUGGGGAAAGUGGCUUUCAAAUUGGCAAAGUGAAGGAGACAGAAGGGAGGGAGAAGGAGAGCUUUUGGUACAAAUAAUUAACCUAAGUUCUAACCAUGGCAUUUCUGAGGAACAAAUAUGCAAUCCACAAUACAAGCAUCUUCUUCAACUCACCAACUCUAUAUGCCAUCAACUUAGUUGCUAUCAAAAGGACAAGGAUCUUGAGAGCAACAGCAGCAAUAUGCAUGAAAACAUCACCACUUCAAAAGUAGAGUCCAAAAUGCAAGAACUUGUACAAAUGGUGUUUCAAAAAUAUCCAAAUGACAUUGAUUUCAAUAUCAAGAAUACAUUUCUCACAGUUGCAAAGAGUUUUUACUACGUAGCUUUAUGUGAUUCAAGGACCAUUAACUUUCAUAUUUCGAAAGUUCUCUUUGAUAAAGUCGUUUAAUCAAAUUUAAUGACUUAUAGGUAUUAAAUUUCAC
Messenger RNA from Vicia villosa (hairy vetch), 2477 nucleotides. RefSeq names its product ent-copalyl diphosphate synthase, chloroplastic-like. Gene Ontology annotation, cellular component: chloroplast. Lineage: Eukaryota; Viridiplantae; Streptophyta; Magnoliopsida; Fabales; Fabaceae. The record is from RefSeq and is a predicted model, not a curated record. Gene Ontology annotation, molecular function: magnesium ion binding; terpene synthase activity. The transcript has 15 exons. The coding region runs from base 17 to 2443 and encodes 808 amino acids. Gene Ontology annotation, biological process: gibberellin biosynthetic process.